GGUCAUUUUUUGCAUGAGUCCCCGCUUUCUGUAGGGAAGGGAUUUUGAUCCAACGAUUAUUUUCUCAUGAAAGUUUUAAUUCAUGACAUCGAUUUUAACCUUUCUCGUUGAAAAAAUUGCAUUUAAAUUGCUUGGGUAGAUUAGAAGUUGAACACAGCUCGUCGAGCUAUAUGAGAAAUGGCAGCGAUAGAUUCGAGCUCUUUGCUUUUCUUCGUCAAUGGGAGGAAGGUAAUUGUGAAGUUGGGGUGUGACACUGAAGCAGACACAGCCCUUGCUGUCUUCCUAAGGGAGACAUUGGGUCUGUCUGGAUGUAAGAUAAGCUGUGGUAUUGGUGGGUGUGGCGCUUGUACUGUGAUGGUCUCUCACUAUGACAAGCUCAGCAAAGCCAUCUUUCACGUUCCUGUCAAUGCAUGUAUCACUCCGCUUUGUGCGGUGGAUCAAAUGGCGAUUACCACCGUGGAGGGGAUAGGCAGUACCAAGACACGCCUACAUCCUGUACAGGAACGUAUAGCAAAGGCUCAUGGGGUCCAGUGUGGGUUCUGUACGCCUGGUAUGGUUAUGUCUAUGUACACGCUGCUGAGAAACCGCCCCUCCCCAACACUCAGGGACAUAGAUGUUGCCUUGGGAGGGAAUUACUGCCGCUGCAGUGGCUACAGAUCCAUUUACGAAGGAUUCAAGACUUUUACCAACGAGUCUUGUUGCCAAGGGAACAGUGGAGGCGGCACAUGUUGUAAAAACAAUUCAGAGAACGCCCCCUCGUCUCCUCUGUUCAACACCUCGGAUUUCGCGCCAUACGAUUCCACCCAAGAGCCAAUUUUUCCUCCAGAACUUAUGUUGAACGAAGAAUCUCCUGCGGAAAUAUUGAACAGCGGUCGUCUUACUUGGCUCCGCCCAUCAUCCUUGGAGCAGUGCCUGAAACUUGCUGACGAGUACCCAAACGCGAGGAGGAUAUCGGGAAUGAUUGGCGCUGCAAUCAGUAGCUCUGUCCCCGAUGACCAGCACAUGGCUAUCCUAUCGCUGGCUCACGUCCCAGAGCUCAAUGCUGUUGAUUGGAAUGAGCAAGCUGUCACGUUUGGCGCAUCGGUUACCAUGGCGACCAUGGAGAAUUCGUUGGCUGAUCAUCUUGAAAAGCUCCCAGAGCUUCACGCUCGCCCGUGUAAAGUGUUGCUUCAGAUGCUUGAUCACUAUGGCAACAAGCAAGUCCGACACAUGUUUUCUAUCAGCAGUAACGUCCUCCCUGCUGCCCCAGACUCUGAUCUGAAUGUGUUACUGGUAGCGCUUUAUGCUCAACUCAACAUCAUUUCCACCAAAGGCAUCCGCCGUACAGUCCCGUGUGAUGACAAGUUCCUCAUCUCCGCCAGAAAGACAUCGCUUGCUGAUGACGAACUUCUAGUCUCAGUAACCAUACCGCUGAUCACUAGAGAGCACGAAUACAUGUUCUUCUAUCGCCAAGCUCUCGCUGCUGGCGCAGCUUCUGCUAUCGUCAACGCUGCCAUGAGAGUAGUUCUGGAACCAAUCGAGGGUGGUCACGUGAUCAAAGACUGCUGUCUAGCGUAUGGGAACGUGGGCUCAACCACAGUUAUUGCAAGAAAUACCAUGAGUGUGAUAACUGGGAGCAAACUUGACGAGUCGUUGUUGGAGCGUGCCUUCCAGGCACUCGCCCAGGACACAGGGAUCCCAUCAGGCGCCCACCAGGCCGAGUACAGACGCGAAUUGGUCAACGCUUUCUUCUUUAAGUUCUUUAACGAUGUCACCAAGAGUUUGAGUCAGCCUGAAUGUGUGACCAGAUGCUGUAAUACUUACAAAGGCCGACAGACGUUUGAGGAGGUGCCUAACAGCCAAGAUCCUGAGAACACGCUCGGUCACCCUGUGCAGCACUUGGCCGGGAGUCAGUUGGCUACUGGGGAGGCUAAGUUCGUGGAUGAUAUCUCGCGGAGACAAGGCGAGCUGUAUGUAGCGCGUGUUCUCAGCGACAGACCGCAUGCAAAAAUAUUGUCUGUCGAUGCAUCCAAAGCCGUUGCCGUACAUGGAGUAUAUGCCUUCUACUCCGCCGCUGACCUGGCCUCGGUGGACAAUAAUUUUGGGCUCUUAGACAAGGAGGAACUUUUCGCCACUGAUGAGGUGGUGUUCGUAGGUCAGACCAUUGGAGUGGUGGCCGCCGAUUGUAAGGGCGUCGCCGACAGUGCCGCUAAACUCGUAAAGGUCACAUACGAAGACAUGCCUACUGUGUUCACGAUAGAGGAUGCUAUUAAGGAAGGCUCAUUAUUUGAUGUGACAUUGCCCGUCAAAUGCGGUGACGUCACUGAGGGUUUUGCCGCCUCUGAUCACGUGAUUCAAGGAGAGAUAUACGCAGGCGGACAGGAACACUUUUACAUGGAGCCACAGACAAGUUUGGCGAUCCCUGGAGAAGACGGAGAGAUGGAAGUGUUUACAUCUACACAGAACCCUACUUUUAUCCAGUCAGUUGUAGCAAGGAAUCUCGGAGUCCCUCUCAGCAAAGUCGUCAUCAGGACUAAAAGAGUUGGGGGCGCUUUUGGCGGGAAACUCACCAACGGUUCAGCUAUUGCAGCUACAGUCGCUGUCGUCGCGCAAAAGUCGGGAAGAGCGGCUCGUUUGGCGCUAAGUCAAACAGAAGACAUUAAGACAACAGGCAAACGAGGGGACUAUCUCGUCAAAUACAAGGUCGGAUUCACCGAUGAGGGAAAGCUUCAAGCGCUUGAAGCAGUGUAUUACGGGAAUGGCGGUUCAGCCCUUGAUCUUUCUAUAGCGAUGUUGACGUCAAAGGCCGCUUGUGUAAGACGAACUUGCCUCCACGUACCGCCUUCAGGUCGCUGGCGUCUUUCCAGGCGCACUUGUUCGUGGAGAACAUUGUCUCCGAUGUUGCCAAGACAUGUGGGAUGCCGGAAAACGAGGUUCGCCAGCUGAACUUCUACAGUGAAGGCGAUCUUACGCCCUACAACCAACCGCUGACCAAUUGCACCGUACAGCGCGUCUGGAAAGAGCUGAUAGAAAAGAGCGACUUCGAGCACAGACGGUCAGCGGUUGAGGAAUUCAACAGGGCCAACUGCUAUGCGAAACGUGGGUUGGUCACAAUGCCUAUGAAGUACGGGAUAGCGAUUGUUCUGAGAGCCUUAAAUCAGGGAGGAGCCUUAGUGCACGUGUACACCGACGGAACAGUGCUUGUGGCAUCAGGCGGGGUGGAGUUUGGACAGGGCUUUUAUACCAAGAUAAUACAGAUUGCAGCUCAUACUCUUGAGAUUCCUGUGUCCAAAGUCUUCAUCAGUGAGACUGCGACAAACACAGUGCCCAACACCUCCCCCUCUGGGGCUUCUUUUACACUCGAGUUGAAUGGGGCUGCGGUCAAGGUUGCAUGUGAACAGAUCCUGAUGCGGUUGGCUCCGUUCAAGAAAGACAAUCCCGAGGGGACCUGGGAAGAAUGGGUACAAGCGGCUUACCUUGAUCGAGUCUCUCUCUCCGCCACAGGGUUCCACAAGGUGCCCGACGUUGGCUUUGACUGGGCUUCGUACACAGGGUACCCGUUUUCGUACUUCACGUAUGGGGCGGUGUGUACUGAGGUGGAGAUCGACUGCUUGACUGGCGCACACAAGGUGAUGCGUGUGGAUAUCGUCAUGGAUUUCGGCAGAUCUCUCAAUCCCGCCAUCGAUGUUGGACAGAUUGAAGGUGCGUUUGUCCAAGGGUUGGGGUACUUCACCAUAGAGGAGUUGCGUUACUCGUGUGACGGCCGUCUAGUCACGUGCAGCCGAAGGGACUACAAGAUCCCGAGCUUGCGGGACAUCCCGCGGGAAAUAAACGUUCACAUUCUGAAGAACAUGAGGAAUGACAAGGGGAUACUCUCGUCCAAGGCUGUUGGUGAGCCCGCCAUAUGUCUAUCAGGCUCGGUUUUUCUGGCCAUUAAGUCAGCAGUUUCUGCGGCAAGAAAGGAGGUCGGUCUCAGCUCCAUGUUCCGCAUGAACUCGCCCGCGACGUGUGAGCGAAUCAGAAUGGCUUGCGGCGGGCAACUCGCUAAACAGACCACUUAGACUACAAUUCGCGCCAAAACUACUUGAAACCUUUUGAAAUUUACCAAACGAAGUAAAACAUUUGUAUCCGGCCGGCCAAGAACCCACCAAGAACCAACAUACGAGAACCCCCUCCCCCCCCCCCCCCCCCCCCCCCGGUACAAUGUUGAGAUUCCAAGUGGACAUCAUGCUAUCGGAACAACAUUGGACCAGGUGAAGAGGGGUGAUUAUAUCAAGGACAGAGGGGGUGUUUUGUAAUGCUAUUUGGUAUUCAAUUGGUCCAAUAAUAGGUGUAGAAGUAUCAAGAGUUUUGACGGGGAUUGUAGCUUGUAUUCAUUUAAUAGACCACUUAGACAAGCCUGUGCAAACUAAAUAGACUACUUAGACUAGCUUGCACUCACUAAAUAGACCACUUGUUAUUGCUGAAGAGCACUAAGGCUGGCUUGUACUCACUAAACGACCACUAAGACUUGCUAUUAUUCACUCAAUAGACCACUAAGACUAGCUUUUAUUUACUAAAUAGCCCACUUAGACUAGCUUUUACUCACUAAAUAGACCACUAAGACUAGCUUUUAUUUACUAAAUAGACCACUUAGACUAGCUUUUAUUCACUGAAUAGACCAUUUUACUAGCUUUUAUUCACUGAAUAGACCACUUUACUAGCUUUUAUUCACUAAAUAGACCACUAAGACUAGCUUUUUAUUCACUAAAUAGACCACUAAGACUUGGUUUUUAUUUACUAAAUAGUCCACUUAGACUAGCUUUUAUUUACUAAAUAGUCCACUUAGACUAGCUUUUAUUUACUAAAUAGACCACUUAGACUAGCUUUUGUACUUACUAAAUAGGCAAGAUGAGGCCUGUAUUAAUGCAUGGUCCUUAUAAAAUGUAAGUUCAUACU
Nematostella vectensis (starlet sea anemone) is the source of this 4917-nucleotide messenger RNA. RefSeq names its product xanthine dehydrogenase/oxidase. NCBI's taxonomy places the organism in Eukaryota, Metazoa, Cnidaria, Anthozoa, Actiniaria, Edwardsiidae. The record is from RefSeq and is a predicted model, not a curated record. Gene Ontology annotation, molecular function: FAD binding; oxidoreductase activity; 2 iron, 2 sulfur cluster binding.